Messenger RNA from Trichobilharzia szidati, 1311 nucleotides. Lineage: Eukaryota; Metazoa; Platyhelminthes; Trematoda; Strigeidida; Schistosomatidae. The record is from the annotation of a GenBank genome assembly.
AUGGAGUUAUCCACAUCUAGCGUUGUUUCCGAAUCAGGUGCCACUUCAGAAUCAAGCGAAGUUGCGAAACUUUCUGGUUCGACAUCUUCGUUGUCUGUAGGAUUGAAAACUGCUGAGACAGUUAAAGGACGAACUUCAAAGUUACCCGGUCUCAAACGUUCUCCUCUAGCUAGUUCUACUUCAUCUGUGAAGGAUAAGGCUAGUGUACCUGCCUCAGCUGGUAGAAUUCCAUCAGAAAUUAAAAAGACAUCACAAGAAAAAGCUGAAGUCAAAGAAGCAUUUGAUCGUUAUCGUGAAGAAGUAACUGAAAUGGUUGAAAAUAUAGAAAUGGCCACUUUGGAUAAAGAAAUGGCAGAAGAAAAACUAGAAACAUUGACUGCAGAAAUUGAAUUACUUAAGGAACAAGUAGAAGAAUUAACUCUUGAGAAUCAAAUCUUGAAAGAAGAAUCUGAAGAAAAAGGAGAUAAAUUACUAUACACUGUGUUCGUAGUUACUUAUUGUAUUCUACGUUAUUAUCUCCUCUCUCUCGCUUUCUCUGUCUUGUGGAAAAUACCAGGUGGAGUAGCAGUCGGUGUUGAAGGCGGUCCAACUCCCUUACAGUUUAAAAAUCUUGAACAACAAAAUGAACGAAUGAAAGAAGCACUGGUCAAGCUACGUGAUUUAGUUAAUCAAGAUAAAUCGGAAAUCUCAGCUUUAACUAAACAGAUUACAUCUUUAGAAUCAGAGGUUAGUCAACUGCAAACAGAAAAAGAACGAUUAACAAAAGAUAUUAAAGAUAGUGUUGAACAAAUUAUUGAAUUAAAAGAACAAGUGGAUGCUUCCCUUGGCAUUGAUACAAUGGUCAGUCAGUUGACACAACGUAAUUUAGAACUGGAAGAAGCGCUUGAGAAAAUUAAAGAAGAAAGAAAUGAUCUGGAAGCUCUUUGUGAAAUGAAUGAUGAAUUACAAGAGAAUAGUCGUGAAACAGAACUUGAACUACGCGAAGAAAUUGAACGAUCCCAUAGUAAAAUUAAUCAACUUGUACGUAAUUUAGAUGCAACACGUGAAACAAUUGCAGACUAUGAACAAACUUUUGUUAAAUUUAGAGAUUUAGUCUCUGAUUUACAAACACAAAAUACUGAUCUGCGUAGGUCAUUAGCGGAUGGAAAACGCUUACAAGAAGAAAAACAGCAACAAAAUGCCUAUGCUACAGUUGCAACAGAUCUUGUCGGUUCUACAGCUGCAUUUAUGGGGGGUAAAUUUGGACUAGGCUCUCAAGUACAAACUCUUGCUAAAGCACAUGCACUUUUUACUGGUGUGAAAAAGCUAUAA